CAUUAAAACAAAUAACAAAAAAUUGUGUGUUUCAAUAUUACAAAGUUUUCAAAUCCUUUGCAAUAUCACAAUAAAUAUUACUGAAAUAAGGUUAAUAAUUAUAAACUUCCACUACUUUCAAAUUUAAAUUAAUAGGAACGGCCAUUUUCUCAGUUGACCAACCAAUACCAACCAGGCAGUGCUGUUAAGUUUUACAGUUAAACAUGAAAUCACUAAAACUUGCUAGUAAAACAAAAUUCAUUAUGAAAGAAAUGUAUGAAUAUACCUAAUUAACAAAUCGAAUUAUUUUUUUAAAGGUGUGUAAGUAAAUAUGAGCAUGCAAAACGAGAAAUGUUGAAGUGCACAAUAUCAUUGCUUCUACGAUGUCAUGUUUUUUACGAUACAUAUCUAGGGAAUAUAAUUUUUUGUGUAAGAAACUACCUAGUGAAAAUACUAAAGCGUCAGCCUUAUAUGCUGUGCAGUCGGUAUUGUUACAAACAAGUAAUAUCCAGUGGCAACUACGUAUACGUUUGAGAUAUACACUUUAUGAAUCAAAAAGUAUUAGCUGCGAUUGAGAUUUCGUUCCAUUCGUAUCGAAGGUGAUGAAUACCAAGUGAGAAACAAGCAAGACAGGGGAAGAUAACUAUAUUGCCUAAAACUUCUGUCAAUGUGUAGCUCACAACUGUGCAUUACUCAACUUACAAACUUUGCAAUAACAUUCGAAUUUGUUAGCCAGUAAUUAACACAAUUCACGUCGCAAUGAUUCAUACUAUGUCGAUUACAUUUAUGUUUCCUCAGGAUAUCCAAUGAAUGCAAAAAUGUGUUUAUUCACUAAUGUAUAUAAAAUAUCUUAAAUAAUAAUUAUGAUGAAAUUACGAAACACAAUUUUAGGGGUGUAUGACUAGAGGAAUACAUGGAAUCAAAAUGGCACGUAGACGUAAAACUGAAAUGAAAUCAUCCGUAAAAUCAUCUAUUAAAUAUGUACCUGUUAGAAAAUCUAGUAGACAGAUAGCUAAAAAGCAAUCAGAAGAGAAAAAGGUUAACGGUGAAAUUUUACAAAUAUCUUACUUAAAUAAUUCUGAAGAUGGUAGAAGCGCUACAGAAUAUCCGAACCAAGUACUUCCUAAGAAGAAUCAAAACUCUGUAAGGAAGCAUAAUAAGCACAAAAAUGGUUCUAAUAGUAACGUACUUGCAAUUAACGAAGAAUACGCGUAUUCAACAACGUCGCAAUAUAAAAAGGACUCUAGCGAAAGCGAUAGUCAAGACGGAGUAGAUAUUAUAAUUGAUCAAUCCGAAGAACUUAGUCCGGAAGAUGUCCAACAAGUAGUCGUUGGUAAUCCAAGUAAGGAAAUUUUAACCGAAGUUGAUUCCAAUGAAAUCGAAAUAUGGCCGGAAGAUGUGAUAGAAGAAACAAUAAUUUGCGAAGAGAUGGAAGUUAAAGAUGACGUUAAAGAUAACAAUUAUAGCCUGAAAGAAGAGGAUAACGCGAUGGUAAAAGAGGUGUUACUAGUGAAUAAUCCUUCGUUAGAAAAAAAAAAUUUUUUGGAAUAUACUGUGAUACAAAAUGAGAAUAGUGCGGCAUCCAUGUUAAUAGAAUGCGAUUCGAUAAACACGUCGAGUAACGAGUGUUGCUGUGACGUGGAGAAGAAUAUGUGCGCUUUGCAUAGAAGUAAAACAGACAAUUCCAUAUCAGGUUUAUGUACAGAGGUGCCAAUUACUUGUAUCGAUAAAAACAAUGAAUAUACUCGUAACAGUAAGACUAUCCUUAACGAUCAAGAAGAAUUACAGGUAAAUAAUGGUACAAGCGUUAAAAAGUCACAUGAAAAUUUAUCUAAAGACGAGUUCUGUAAAAUAGAUAACAAAUUAGCAGAAAUGCAAAUUAACGAAUCUUCCAAAGAAAUACAAAAGUUAGUCAAUGAUUUAUCUAAUAUUGAAAAUAUAAUGUCUCCGCUACAAAUUACCGACAACAUAGAGAAAGUAAUACCGAUGAGUGUCGACGAUGAAAGCAGUUCGUCGAUAUUAGAUAAAAUGGAACAGUUACAUCAAUCGAAUAAUUCUGCUACCUUGCUCGAUACGAUAGAUAAAAACACAAUCGAAUUAAAUAAGUCUGAUUCUUGCAAUGAUAAAGUAGAAUGUACAAAUCAGAAUGUAUUGAAAUUGAAAGUUUUACAAGAUAAAAAGAACGAAAAGGUUCAAAGGAAACCAAUGAAUUCGCAACAGAUUAACGAAGAAUACGGUGACAGUGAAGCAGAUAGCAAACUUGAUGGAGAAGAUACUAAAUUAUCUAGUAGUAGUGAUAAUAGUAACGACACGUUAUUGUCCAUGAAUAAUUGUAAACUGACAGAACUCGACCCAAAGUGUAAUAACAGCUCGAAUGAUAUCGAUAAAAGAAGCGAAUUUAGAAGCAGGAGCGGUAGUACCGAUACAACAGGUUCGGAAAGUGGAUCAAAUAGUUCUGGUGUAAGAAGAAGUAGUAGAAUCAGGUCGAUCGGUUUAAUGAAACAAAGGUCUCGCGGACGCGGUUUAGUCACGAAACCCAAUAUAGAUGUUUCAAAACCAAUCGUUCAACCGGAACGAGAAAAAAUAAUUAACAAUAAUUGUUCGAUUAGCAGUGAAGUUAAAAUUGAUAAUACAACUGAACCGCAAUCGGAUAAAGAAAAUAAUGUUAAUAAAACAGCGAAUACGUUCGAUUCUGUUACAUCGUUAGCAACAAACUGCGCUACUACAGGCUACGAUUCAGAUUCUUCGAAACCCGUUAAAGUAAAAUCUCGUUGGCGAAGAUCAAGUGAACUUGAAAUGGGUGGAUCAAGUACAGGUGCUGUAUCCGCGUUAACAAUUGGAUCUCUGUUACCAAACGCAACCACAAAUAUAUCCGAGACAGGUUCAUCUUCGACUGCUCUUAAAUUUACGACUGGAUCUCUGACGGAUAUUAGUUGCUCCGACUCUGGAUCUGGCUCAACAGUCACAAAUACUCAAUCUAACGUAGAUACAGAACAAACGAAAGAAACUUUAAUAACUAAUACCACUAAUAUUGUACAAAUUCCAAAAACUGUCGGCGCCAAAAUUUUCUUACCUAUGGUUCCUGAGAUAAAAGACAGAGAAAUGGAAGAAAGGCUAAGUCAGUUUGAAUAUUUGCAUGAAAAUUUAUAUCUAACGGAAAGGUAUACAAACAAAGAAACGAAACGCAUGGUGUGCGACUGUUUUUUAACGGACGAAGAGAUUGAGAGAGGAGAAUUAGGUUGCGGAGAGGAUUGUUUGAAUAGACUACUUAUGAUAGAAUGUGGUCCUAGAUGUAUAGUUGGUGACCGUUGUACAAAUAAAAGAUUUCAAAAUUGUGAAUACGCCAAGUGUGAAGUAUUUAGAACCGAGAAAAAAGGAUUUGGAUUGCGAGCUAUCGUAGAUAUGCUAGCAGGAGAAUUUAUAAUGGAAUACGUAGGUGAAGUGGUUGAUCCAAAAGAUUUCCGACGUAGAGCAAAGGAAUAUUCAAAAGAUAAAAAUAAACAUUAUUAUUUUAUGGCAUUAAAAUCUGAUCAAAUUAUUGAUGCCACUAUGAAAGGAAACGUUUCACGAUUCAUUAAUCAUAGUUGUGAUCCGAAUUCUGAAACACAAAAAUGGACGGUUAACGGGGAACUAAGAAUAGGUUUCUUUAAUAAAAAAUUCAUAGCUGCCGGUGAAGAAAUUACAUUCGACUAUCAUUUUCAACGUUAUGGUAAAGAGGCGCAGAAAUGUUUUUGUGAAGCUCCUAACUGCCGUGGUUGGAUCGGUGAGACGCCUGAAGAAGAGAAAGAAAAGAUUGAGAAGAAAGAGAAACGUGAUAAAGAUAUGAGAAAGAAGAAAGGUGAAAAGAAACAAGCCGAUUACAUGGAAGAUGAAGAUUUGGAAGAAGAAAUAGAUAAGCUAUGCUUAGGUGGUUUGAAAAAUAGAGCUCAUACGUUAACGUUAAGUAGACUAAUGGUACGUAGCAGAGAAUUAGAACACAGGACGCGGCUUCUACGUCUAAUACAAAGCGGAGAACAACCAUGUAGAAGAUUAUUUUUGGAUUAUCAUGGUUUACGUUUGAUUUGGAGCUACGUUAUGGAUGUUUCAACGAACGAUUCGGAAGAGGCACAACAAUUCCGGCUAGAAGUUUUGAAGACACUAAACACACUCCCGAUUCCUAAUAAAACAAUGUUAAUGGAUAGUAAAAUUUAUAACGUCGUCGAAAAGUGGUCGAGACGAUUAUAUUUUUCUCCUAGCGGAGAUUCACCGGAAGACGAUCAAGAAAAAGUAAAAGGAAAUUGCGAGGAAUUGCAAAGCAAUUAUGAUGUUAAUCAAUUAACCGAUACAGAAAAACAAGAAAAUAACAUAGAAAAUAGCGAAAUAAAAUUGGAUAACGGAGAUCGAAAUCUUAUUCCUGAGUUAGCCUCCAGUCUGUUAGCUGAAUGGUCAAAUUUGAAGGAAGUUUUUCGUAUACCAAAAAAAGAAAGAAUUGAACAAAUGAAAGAGCACGAAAGAGAAGCAGAUCGUGGAUACAGAGAAGAAUUAGAAAAGGAGGAGAAAAGAGGAACGUCGUAUGACAGACAUAGAUCCGAUAGAUACGGAAGAAACGAAACCGAGAAACGUGGAGAUAGAAGACGGGGACGAGAAUCUCCAGAAUCUGAGCACACUCGUACAAAAGAUAAAAGAGUAGAAGAAAGAAGUAGUUUAGUUCCAAUUCCGCGUAUGACGAAGUACGAACGUAGACAAUUAUUUGCCUUGAAAGUUGCUAAAGAGGAAGAAGAACGACAACGUCGACAGCAACAAGAAUCGUGGCAAGAUCAUGAGACAAGAUGUCUAGCGUUAAGUAUAGAUCCUCAUACGACGGCUAUGGUAGAUCCGCAAACAGGAUAUCCCGUUUUUUACAAUCCAUCUAUUGGCCAGUGGCAGCAGUACCCUACGCAAGACAGCGAAAUAAGUCAACAAUGUACCCCGAUAUACGUAGGAGGUGCACAAGCGGUUGCUGGUCAUUCUCAAUCUGGAAUAGUAUCACAAAAUUCACACGUACUACCACCAUCGAUUCCAUCCGAGAUAUCAUCUGGAAUGUCGAGCAGUAUACCUUCCGGUGUACCUCCAGUAAUAUAUACGAUAAGUCAAACGCCUGUGUUCAAUCAAACUACGACAACAGCAUAUUCUUUGUUAUCUCAUUGUCAUCAACAAUAUCCCGAAGGUCAAUUGUCACUUCCAAAUAGCAUAGUACAUAGCGGAACAUCAGUCACCAUUCAAUCUCAAUCUCUGUACGAACAUAUUGAAAAGCAACAGCAGUCGGAUCAACAAUUUCAACAAUCUACCUUUAGACAAGCACAACCGGAAGUACCUCCUAUAGAUUUACCACCUAAAUGGAAAAGUGCAACCGACGCCAGAGGCAGAACGUAUUACUAUCACGUGAAAGAGCGAAUAUCGCAGUGGUUACCUCCUCCGCCGGAUCAUAUUGGAGUUCAGCCAGAUUCCUCGUCAACUUCAGAAUCUAGCGAAGAAUCUAGUUCGUCGAACGAAGAUGAGGAAGACAUUGUUGAUGAGGAUAACAACGAAGAUUCACGAAACGAAGAAUUGAGUUUAAAUAAUAUUUUAGUAGAAAAAUCAUUGGAUGGUUCUAAACAUAAUGCGUGUAAGAAAAGUGCUUUUCACUUGACCGGAAAUGCUGGAUUGUUACCGGAGGGCAAGAAAAGAAGAGAAGGUUUAGUUCAAGAAAGAAUUAUUAGUCCACGUCGAGAAGAGGAUCGUAUGGAUCAUAAAACGCACAAAGGAAUAAAGGAAAAAUUACGUCGUCAAAAAGAAAGAGCAAAAUUUAAAGAACACGUUGACAAAAUGCGAAGGCAUCGACGCAAUAACAAAUCUAAAUCACAUUCGCGACAUAGUUUAAGUAAAUUACAAUCACCUUCAACAGAUUUGUCAACAAUGUCAGAAAGAAAGAUUAAAGAUACUUUCCGAAUAAAUAUGGCCAACGUGAUGGUACACUUUUUGAAUCCUUAUAGAAAAAAUGAUUGUAAACAAGGUAGAAUAACUAAUACAGAAGAUUUUAAACAUCUAGCUAGAAAGCUUACCCAUUUUGUACUUGCUAAAGAAUUAAAACACUGUAAAAGUGUCGAUGAAUUACAGUGUAACGAAAAUGUUAAACAUAAAGCUAAAGAUUUUGUACGUAAGUAUAUGAGUAAAUUCGGUGCAGUUUACCAAAAAAGUACAGACGAAGAUUAAUUAUAUAAUUUAUAACGUGAAAUUGUUAUUUAUUAUACGAAUUCUUUCAUUUUGUUCAUUGUAAUAUACUUAUUAGAAAAAUACACCUACAAAACGCCUGUAUGUAGAUACAUUUGUAAUUAUUAUUAUUAUUAUUAUUGUAACAUAGGUCAAUUUGUACAUGCUUCAUAAACAUUCUCGUAAUUUAGCUAUUAAAAGAAAAUUAGUAAAUUUCUAACUUCGUACGUUUAAUGUGUAAACUUGAUAUUUAAUUUGGUAUAAAAUAAUAUGUCUGUUAUAUCUUUUUAAAAAAUAUUGCAUUUUAUGUCCUGCUACAAAUGUAUAUCUUAUAUAGUUACGUACUGACCUAUCUUUUAUAUCGGUUUCAAAAGGAAAAAAAAGGACAUUAAAAUCUAUAUUUUGUUGUUAAAUGUCAAUAUUAAAAUCUUAAACAUUGUAAAUAAUAUAUAUUAUACAAAUUUUUAACUGUUUCAUAAAAGUAAAUUGCAAUUACUAUUUCCUUAAUACGUGUAAAAAGUAAAUGAAAAAUAAUAAAUUUUGCAUUUAUAAACUUAA
Messenger RNA from Osmia bicornis bicornis, 6744 nucleotides. It is a transcript of the gene Set2, whose product is annotated as histone-lysine N-methyltransferase SETD2. Gene Ontology annotation, biological process: regulation of DNA-templated transcription. Lineage: Eukaryota; Metazoa; Arthropoda; Insecta; Hymenoptera; Megachilidae. The record is from RefSeq and is a predicted model, not a curated record. The coding region runs from base 877 to 6189 and encodes 1770 amino acids. Gene Ontology annotation, cellular component: chromosome; nucleus. The transcript has 15 exons. Gene Ontology annotation, molecular function: protein binding; histone H3K36 methyltransferase activity.